Molecule: messenger RNA, 796 nt
Organism: Elaeis guineensis (African oil palm)
Lineage: Eukaryota; Viridiplantae; Streptophyta; Magnoliopsida; Arecales; Arecaceae
Source: RefSeq, a predicted model, not a curated record
AUGAAGUUGGCAUGCUUGUAUUGUGGAAAUUCAUUUGCUGGUGGUGGGAUCAAUCACUUCAAACAACAUCUUACAGGAGUAAAAGGAGAAGUAGAACCAUGUCGCAAGGUGCCGGCGGAUAUUCGCCAUCAAAUGAUACAAAAUAUUCAAGCUAUUAGUGAGAAGAAGAAAAGAACAAAGGAAAUGGAUGAAGAUUACAAUCCCUUUAGUGCAAGGCAUAAGGAACAUGAGGAACAGUGCAUGAUAGAUGCCAUAGCUAGUAUGGGGCCUGGUUACAAAGCUUCAAAUUUUUAUUCUGUUCGUGGUUAUUUGUUAACCAAGAAUGUUGAUGACAUGAAAAAAGGGACCAUAUUUUUGAAAAGCGUGGAUGCUUCAGAUACCUCAAAGACAGCUGAUAUGUUGUACAAGUUGUUCAAAAAAAUUAUCAUGUCCGUUGGUUUUGAAAAUGUGGUUCAUGUAGUGACUGAUAAUGCUGCAAACUAUGUUGCUGCCCGUAAAAAGUUGGAGCAAGACUUUCCUACACUCUUUUGGUCACCUUGUGCUGCUCAUUGUCUUAAUCUCAUCAUGCAAGACAUUGGCAAGUUAGUUUCAGUGAAGAACACCGUAGCCCAUACUGCAGAACUUAUGGAUAAACAUCUUCGUAGUGUUUUUGGACUCUUAGAUGUCAUAGAGAGAUAUUCAUUUGGUAAUCCAACCUUGCAGGGGAACUUAACUAAUGAGAUGAUGUUAUUUAGAAAUGCAGAAAAUGACUUUGGACGCUCAUCGGCUAUAAAUGAUCGAAGUCACUUGGCUCCAG